This is a messenger RNA of Oncorhynchus kisutch (coho salmon), 5900 nucleotides long. Its product is annotated as prickle-like protein 1. Lineage: Eukaryota; Metazoa; Chordata; Actinopteri; Salmoniformes; Salmonidae. The transcript is spliced from 8 exons. The record is from RefSeq and is a predicted model, not a curated record. Gene Ontology annotation, molecular function: zinc ion binding. Bases 300 to 2972 code for a protein of 890 amino acids.
UAUUACGAACGGGGCGCUAGUGAAUUUAUAAGGAGAUGCUGUGUGACAGUCAUAGAUGAACUUUAACAAAGUAGGCUCCCUAGUUCACUCGUUUUGCCUACAACAUGCAGUCGCCGACAUUUGGACGAAUCUAACCGCGCAGUUCGGGACAAGUCUGCGGAACAACGGUGCGCUUUCUGGACAUUUCAUUUCAUGCCAAUGCGACGUAACUUGAAUCGUUUCUACACGUCAAGGAAUAUUAGUUCUGGAUUCUUUGUUUACCAGGACUGAACUCUUUCGGGUAGAAGGCGUGGUGUGUGAUGAACCUAGAGAGUGCGUGUGGUUACCAGGUCGGGGCGCGGAGCCCGCGGGAAGUGAUGGAGCAGAAAGUCCAAGGUCAGCUGAACUUUGGCUUCCAGAGGAGUUCCACGUCAGACGACGACUCAGGCUGUGCCCUGGAAGAGUAUGCCUGGGCACCGCCUGGCCUCAGACCCGAACUGGUCCAGCUGUAUUUCUCCUGUCUGCCUGAGGACAAGGUUCCUUACGUUAACAGUCCUGGAGAGAAGUUCAGAAUCAAACAACUCCUCUAUCAGCUGCCUCCACAUGACAACGAGGGCCGCUACUGUCAGUCUCUCAGUGAGGAGGAGAAGAAGGAGCUCCACAUGUUCAGUGUCCAGAGGAAGAAGGAGGCGCUGGGGAGGGGCUCUCUCAAGCUCCUGCCCCGGGACCUGCUACACAGCAUCUGUGAACAUUGUGGGGAGAGCAUCAACGGAGGGGAGAUGACGGUUUUUGCCUCCAGAGCGGGUCCUGGGCUGUCCUGGCACCCAGCAUGCUUUACGUGCUCCACGUGUAGUGAGCUGCUGGUUGACCUCAUCUACUUCUACCAGGAUGGGAAGAUCCACUGUGGCCGACACCACGCAGAGCUGCUCAAGCCACGUUGCUCUGCCUGCGACGAGGUUAUCUUUUCUGACGAGUGUACGGAGGCGGAGGGGCGUCACUGGCACAUGAAGCACUUCUCCUGUUUUGAAUGUGAGACGGUGCUGGGGGGUCAACGUUAUAUCAUGAAGGAUGGUCGGCCAUAUUGCUGCGGCUGCUUUGAGUCUCUCUAUGCCGAGUACUGCAAGGCCUGCGGGGAACACAUUGGUGUGGACCACGCCCAGAUGACGUACGACGGUCUCCACUGGCACGCCACCAAGGGUUGUUUCUGCUGUGCCCAGUGUAAGAGCUCUCUGCUGGGCUGUCCCUUCCUGCCCAAGCAGGGCCGGAUCUACUGCUCCAAGGCCUGCAGUCUGGGAGAGGACGUCCACGCCUCAGACUCCUCCGACUCUGCCUUCCAGUCCGCGCGCUCCCGCGAGUCCCGCCGCAGCGUCCGCAUGGGCAAGAGCAGCCGCUCAGCCGACCAGUGCCGCCAGUCGCUCCUCUUCUCGCCCUCCGUCAACUACAAGUUCCCCGGGUUUACCGGUAACCCAGACACCGAUACGCUCACCAACAAGCUGGCCCACCUGGGUUUAACCAACGAGGAGUGCUUCUGGAGGGGGAGGGAGGACACAGAGGGCCCCGAGGACCGGGGCGAGGAGGAGUGGGCUGAGCACGAGGACUACAUGACCCAGCUGCUGCUCAAGUUCGGGGAGCACGGAGUCUUCCAGCAAGGUGAGGUGGUCGACUCCAGACCUACAACCGAUCUGUGGAUGACCGAGGCUGAGGUCAAGAUGAAACAGUGUGAGCCUCAGAGCUCUAGGGCUGAGACUGGAGGAGGAUGUGGAGGAGGGUCAGGCAGCCAGAGCCUGGCCAGUAAGAAGUACCAGACAGAUAUGUACUGGGCCCAGUCCCAGGACGGGCUGGGGGAUUCGGCCUACGGGAGCCACCCUGGCCCGGCCAGCAGUAGGAAGCUCCAGGAGCUGGAGCACGGCGCUGGGAGCAUCGGAGGUACCAGCCUCCAUAGGGAGGAGAAGCAGUGGUAUGACAACUCUCUGGAGUGCAUCACAGACAACGUGAAACGGACAGAUCAGAGUGUCAGGGACUCCAUGGACUCACUGGCACUGUCCAACAUCACGGGUGCCUCUGUAGAUGACGACAGUAAAGAGAGACCUCUGGUCUACUCCUUACAGAGCUUCCAGGAACUCGAGGCUGAGAGAGACUGUGAGAACACAAGCAACAUGGGAACUCUCAACUCCUCCAUGUUACACCGCAGUGCCAAUUCCCUGAAGAGCCUUACAUCUGAGCUGGAGCAGGAGGAGAACGUACCAGAGGAAGAGGCCCCUCUUCCCUCUCCCCCCAAGCCUCCUCAUGUCCCGGCGUUGAGACGGACUCGAUCCCAGUCUCGACCCCAACAGGUGAAGUUCUCCCCAGACGUCGUGGACAACAGUCGCUAUGGUGAUCUGCAGGUGCGCCAGCCUCCGAUGAGCGAGCGGACGCGGCGGCGAGCAUACCAUUUCGAGGAGCAGGACCAGGAGAUUGGUGACUCGAGCUCCGGCCGCUAUCACAACCACCACCACAGGAGACGCCGCAGCCGCAAGUCACGCUCCGACAACGCUCUCCACCUGGUGCCCAAGGAGAGGGCCAAUCGCAUAUACUUCAGAGAGGACCACAGAGGUCAUGGGGGACACGGCUGCAGCUCAAAGAGGCCCCAGCAGCUGGCCUUCCUGCCCAACCAGCAGGGGUAUGGCCAGACCCAGCAUCCCCACUGCCAUCCCCACCAAGCCACCUCAGACUUCAGACUCCAGCAAGGCCCUGCCAUGGAGAGGUUCAUGGGGUUGUGUGGGGACAGGGACCAGGAUGACUGGUGCUCCACCUGCUCCUCUUCUUCCUCUGAGUCUGAGGAGGAAGGCUUCUUCCUGGGCCAGCCCAUCCCCCAGGCACACAGACACUACUAUGAUGGCCUGCCCAGCCCCAGCCACGUGGCAGGCCUGCCCUCCCCGCCUUACGGAGCAGUCCCACGGACUAUGUCCAAAAAGAAGAAGGGGCACAAGGGGAAGAACUGUAUCAUCUCAUAAGACUUUUAAAUGAUCCUCUGUCUGCAACCCCCUUCUGAAUCUCAUUGUUGUUGCCACUAUUGUGAAUACAGAAAUGGCCCGCUUGUUAAAACUGUCUUUUGCCAACUGGAUGUAAUACAUGUUAACAUGGCUCGGAUACUAUUAUUGAAUUGCAUUACAAAAAAAACAGAGUUGCAUAAACACAUUUCAAAACUGUCAUCAUAAUUGUAUUAGAAAAAAAUGUAUGCAAAUAACUCUGAACAAAUGUAUUUAUAAAAACACCAUUUAGAGAGUAGCGGAAAUUACUAUUUAACAGUGCAGAUAUUAAUGUAUAUAUUGUAAAGUGUAAUUGUUUUUAUAACCCUGGGUCAAAUGUUUUUGUAGUGGAAUGGCAUUGAAAGACAAAACUGAUAGCAGUUAUCAAAGAACCUUCUCUUUUCUUUAACCAGGGUUUGAAAAAUGAAAUAUAUGAUAUGCUGCCAGCAAAGGUAUUCAGAGUGCAGAGUUUGACCCUGGGCCUGGUUUCCCAAAAGCUAUUUCCUGGUUGCUAAAAUUCAAAUAGUUCCCCUAAUUUCAGUUUGUGUGACAAAACAAGCAAGUAUAGUACCAUUUGGGGGGGGGGGGGGGGGGACAGGUAGCCUAGUGGUUAGAGUGGAGGGGCGGCAGGUAGCUUAGUGGUUAGAGUGGAGGGUGGGCAGGUAGCCUAGUGGUUAGAGUGGAGGGGCGGCAGGUAGCCUAGUGGUUAGAGUGGAGGGGUGGCAGGUAGCCUAGUGGUUAGAGUGGAGGGGCGGCAGGUAGCCUAGUGGUUAGAGUGGAGGGGCGGCAGGUAGCCUAGUGGUUAGAGUGGAGGGGCGGCAGGUAGCCUAUUGGUUAGAGUGUUGGGCCAGUAACCAAAAGGUUGCUGGAUCAAAACCCUGAGCUGACAAGGUAAAAAUCUGUCGUUCUGCCCCCUGAAUAAGUCAGUUAACCCACUGUUCCCCAGUAGGCCGUCAUUGUAAAUACGAAUUUGUUCUUAACUGACAUGCCUACUUAAAUAAAGGAUAAAUAAAAAAAACAUCUAAACUGCUGUGAAAUAUAUUUUCCAUAACCCAACAUUUUUUUUUCUUCAUUUUUCAGCUGUACUAAACAGACACAAAAACUAAACUUAAGAUGGGAGGCAUAGAAAUAGCUAACAUAGAACAGAUCUACCACCUCUUAGACUUGCUUUCAAUGAGAAUGACAGAUCUAUAACUCACAUCUCUGUGAAUUUGGUCGGGUCACCCAAAAUAAGUGACAUAUUCCAGCUUUAAGGCCCAGUUCUCCAUUAGAACCUUCGUUAGAACAUCCAUUAGAACCUCCGUUAGAACCUUCGUAGGAGCAUCGUUAAAUCUCCAAGCUGUUUCGCAAAACCACCUUUAACGUUGCACUUAAAACGCUAUUAAGCUAACAUGCUGACCACACAGCUCACGUCACAAAAUACAAUUUAAACAUGUUAUUCGAUCAUUGAAUCUGCAUUGCCAAGUGCUAAAAUAUAAGUCAGUUCUAGUGCAAGUUCUGCCUCUCUCAUCUCAUUGGUUUAUAGAAGCAUAUGCCCACGUGCCAACUCCUCUUUUGAAAUACCCACGUGGGUGAUUAAAAGAUGAACAGAGGUCAGUCGGGCGUGGUAAUACACCUUUUUAUGAAAGUUAGUUGCCAAUCGCCAUAUAAAGUCCAAAGAAGAAAAAUCCUGGAAGGAAGAGAGAUGACUAGAAACGAUUCGGUUGACCGUUUUUCUCUGUGGAUUAAUUGUCGGAGUAGAGGACCUUGUGCAUUUCACUUAAAAUAACCAAAAUGUUUAUAUCCCAGGACAAAUUAGCUAGCAACAGCAAGCUAGCUAGUUAAAUUGCCAUAAAUGUUCAUGCUUUUCAACCAGUCCCCAAAUGUAUAUAAUUGGUUCAGAGUUUGUUUUGAUAUUUCAACCUGCGUGUCGUGAUCGCGUUUGGUGUGUUGUGGACAAAAUACAUUUUCGCACAAUGGCAUGCGCGAGCCUGGUUUGGGGAUGGCGAGCGCGGUUUGGGUACGGUGUUACGCCUACUUCAGACCACUUGUAGAACAGCUAAGUGCAUCAACUACUUUUUUGCCCUCCCGCGUCGUCACUUUAUACACAGAAGAUAAACAUAAACCAUUUGAUUCUAUCAGUCUCCCUGUGACCACCGAUAACAUCUGAUCAAAGUUGACUACAAAUAUAAUGUUGCGUAAAGGUCUUAGCAAUUGAUACAAUCGACGUAUAAAAACAUUAAAAUAAAAACCAGGAUGACUGCAUUCAAAUAUAAAACGGUAGGCUAUAGGAAUGUUUCAAUCAUAUUUAAAUACAUUUCAUGUUCGGUCAAUUGAGUUCCUUUUUGCUACUUGUAGGCUACAGUCUAAUUUGCCACAAUAUAUUUAAUGAUGUCAAAUCAAAUGUGUAGCUGAACAUGGUGUGCCAAAUCGGUGAUUUAAUGCAUUUCUAUUGGGUAAGCAUUAGAAUAAACCACAAUAUUUGCAGCCAUAGGUGGUAAUCACGCUCUAGGAGCUGAUCCGUCGUAAGUAUUGUGAAAUAAUGCUAAUGUUAAGGUAAGAUUUUAAUAUAGAGAGCUGAUCCGAGAGCAGCGUUCCUUUCUUUCGAUCCCAUCAGUAUCAACACAUACUGCCGACGAUGCACUAAGUGACCGUUCUCUCUGCGUGGCGUUUUGGGAAACGCAUGCUACAUCUUCAACCGUUGUAGGAAAGAUGCAUCGUUAAAAAAAACACUUGUAAACCUAAGUUCCAUCGCUAUGGGGAAACCGGGCCUAGGAUAUUUCUACAUGUGCCUUUUAAUGCAGUAUAUUUUGUUCAUGGGUCAUAUUGUAUUGUAAACAGAUCAGUCAUCUGUAUAAAUGUAAGAACUGGAAUAUAAAAGGCUAAGUUUGAUGCUAAUAAAAUUGUAAUAAAAAAUAUAUAUUAUAAACGUAA